GAAAGUUGGACUUGGAAGUUCUGUUUCUGUUUUCUUCCACUUUCCACUUUUCGUUACGUAAUUUGAAAUAAUUACCCGACGCAUUUCUGUUUCUGUAAUUUUCUAAUUAUUUCCCGAGUAUGUUUCUUCGUUAUUAAAAACCAAGUUCAAAUUGUUAUCAUUAUGAUAACGUAGUUUACAUGUCGCGUUCAAAUCGUUAGAUGUGCAUGUUCAAUGUUACAGUAUACAUGUUAUUCUCCUUUGAAGUUUUCUGAAACGUGUCCAAAAUGAAGCUUUUUUCAUUAAUUUCUGCCAUAUUUGUGAUUUUAUGUGUUAUAAGUGAUAUCCAUUCCAGUGGACUGGAACAAAUGAGCGACGAUGAUUUAUUAAACUUGAUCCGGACUGAGAAUUACGUCGCUGUGUUAUUUACUAAAAAAGAUUGUGAAAUCUGCGAUAAACAUGAAGAUGUCCUGUUUCAAAUUCGAGAAGACUUGGUGGAUUCGCUCAGCGCUUGGGUAGUGAAAGCUGUAAACAGCCAGUUGGUUCGAAUUUAUAGUCCGUCCAAGGAGCCGGCUUUAGUUUUUUUCAGACACGGAAUUCCCUUACUUUACGAUGGUGAAUUGAACGACGAAUUAAUUCUGCAUACAUUAUCCGAAAACAAAGAACCUUGUGUUCGAGAGUUACAUGAUGAAAAUUUUGAACAUCUAACUCAGGUUUCUACGGGUGCAACUACCGGCGAUUGGUUCAUUUUAUUUUAUUCCACCGACUGCAUAGAAUGUCAAAAUUUGCAAGCUAGGUGGGAAUCGGUGUGUGCCAAAUUGAAAACGAGAAUGAAUGUAGCUAGAAUAAAUAAACAAACCAUGGGUAAAGUUAUUGGAAGAAGAUUCGGCGUAUCGAAAGUGCCUUCAUUCAUAUUUUUCAGGCAUGGGAAAAUGUACAGAUAUAAUUCACAAAAAUAUGACAUCGAUUCUCUCCACUCGUUUCCAAUUGAAACGCAUAAAAACGCUCGUGUCGAACCAGUUACGCCGCCCAAAGCUCCGCUCGAGGAUAUGCUUCUUGGAAUAUUAGAAUUUUUCCGAGAAUGCCCAUUUUUAGUGAAGAUAAUCUCCACUAUAAUCGGUGUCUUUGUUAUUGUAUCCGUGGCGUAUAAAAUGAAUUCAAGAAAAGAGAAGAAAAAGAAGAGUACAAGCAAAAGAAGUAAAAACAAAUAAGGUAUCACGAUCCAUUUUAAUUUUAAGAAAAACAAUUUUUUGAAUGUGAAUUUGUACAAACCGUUAAUUUUAUUUACUAUAGUUAUCUAAUUGGCUCAUUUUUGUACUUUUUUUUAAAAGAAGAAAAUAUGUGUUGAACUUUUUGAUAAAAUAACACAAUUUACUUUGUAAAAUUGUAAUUCUUCUAAUUUAAUUAAACGUGUAAUAUACCUAAGCUAGUUCUUUUCGAUUAUAAAACUUUUCCAUUUACUUUACAAUUUGUUUUCCCUAUUCAUGCAUUCCUUCAUUUCCUUUUUUAAAAAUUAUUUGUUAACAGCGUUACAAGCUUUACAUACUGAAAAUGUGUUUUCUUAGGCAAACAAUUGAUUUGUUUCCUUUGUUGAAUGUGAUAUUGAUGUAAUAUAUUUGUAUAAGUGUUUAA
Molecule: messenger RNA, 1611 nt
Organism: Planococcus citri (citrus mealybug)
Lineage: Eukaryota; Metazoa; Arthropoda; Insecta; Hemiptera; Pseudococcidae
Product: thioredoxin domain-containing protein
Exons: 6
Coding region: 267-1190 (307 amino acids)
Source: RefSeq, a predicted model, not a curated record